ACUGAGGCAUGGAGCACUUACUGUUCCACCAUGGUUCAGCAUUGUGCAGCCCUAAACCGCUCAGUGCAAGUUGUUAACCUGGACCCUGCAGCAGAAUACUUCAAUUAUCCUGUGAUGGCUGACAUUCGAGAAUUAAUUGAAGUAGAUGAUGUUAUGGAAGAUGACAACUUAAGGUUUGGUCCCAAUGGUGGUUUAGUGUUUUGCAUGGAAUACUUUGCCAAUAACUUUGAUUGGCUUGAGGAUUGUCUUGGCCAUGUGGAGGAUGACUACAUACUCUUUGAUUGCCCAGGUCAGAUUGAACUUUAUACUCAUUUGCCAAUGAUGAAACAGCUGGUGGAGCAGCUGCAACAGUGGGAAUUUCGUGUCUGUGGAGUUUUUCUUGUUGAUUCUCAGUUUAUGGUGGAAUCUUUUAAGUUUAUUUCCGGUGUCUUGGCAGCACUCAGUGCAAUGAUAUCAUUAGAGAUUCCACAGAUCAACAUCAUGACCAAAAUGGAUUUGCUGAGCAAGAAAGCUAAAAAGGAAAUUGAAAAGUAUUUAGAUCCCGAUAUGUAUUCUGUGACUGAAGAUUCUGCAAAUAUACUAAAAAGCAAAAUGUUCAAGAAACUGACUAAAGCUAUAUGCGGAUUGAUUGAUGACUACAGCAUGGUUCGAUUUUUACCUUAUGAUCACUCCGAUGAGGAAAGCUUAAAUAUUGUGCUGCAGCACAUAGACUUUGCCAUUCAGUAUGGGGAAGAUCUAGAAUUUAAAGAACCAAAGGAAAAUGAAAAAGAUAAAUCUGCUACUUUAGAUGAAUAUUUUCAAGACCAAGUGGAUGAGUAAAGAGUGAAUAUACCAAAGCGUGGUUGUAAAAUAUGCUUUGUUAAGGGAUCCUCUAAAUAUUUGUGUGUAUUUUUUUAAAAUAUCAAAACUGUAAGAUAAUUUGAAUAAAUCACUAGAGAAAGUGAGUCAUGCAUUUCCAUAUUAUUACUUUCAGAAAUAAUUGUCAUUCUUGUAUAUAAAAUACUUAGCCUCAGUCACAGUAAGCUAUAUUCCAUGAAGAUAAUUGCAUUUCUCUUUUAAAUGCUAGAUUGUUUGAAAAAUAUGGUGGUUGUAGAGGGGGACUGUCAAAAUAAAAAUAUUUUUUUCUUCCUUGUUCUAAUAACUUAUUAGUAGGAGAAAAUGUUUAAAAAUCUAGAUAACUUAUAAUUUUCUCCUAGAGUUCAUAUUUUGUAUUUUACUCAGAUAACGAAAAGUGGCAUAAUCAUUUUUACUUUGUGAUUAAUUGUGUGCUUAUUUAGUGGUGGUAGCUUUUCCUUCCCACCACUGCAGACAUUUAAAUGCCUCCAAUAAUGUGUUUUGGGUUUUUUUUGUAACCCUCCUGUAAAUGUUGAGAUUAAUAUAUCAAUCGCCAACUUCAUACCUGUUUUAAAUUGAUGUAGCUCUCUUGGUAUCAAUGAAGUUAAACCUUGUUACACCAGGUAUGAAUUUGGUCCAAUAGAAUUUUGUUAAUCUGAUCAUCAAAUAUUUAAUUUAAUUUAAUUUUAAACAACAUACAUUAUAGACCUAUGCAAUCUGGCAGUGUCUGUGUAUCCUUCAAGAGAUGUUUUGAAAUCCUUAGCUAAUGGCAAGUUGUCUGAAAGGGAAAUCUGACUUUUAAGUGAUGACUUAAUACUUUGGAUUUUCACAACUAUUUCUGAGAGAUGUGAAAAGCUGUUCUUUGAAGGUAAUUGCUGCUAUUGUUGUAAUACUCUGUACAAUAGUUGAAUAUGAGAGAAUACUUUUUCAGAUGUUUAUAUUGCAUUAUUUGACCAUCACAAUGUUUAAUAAAUUGUGUGUGAGAGAGCCAGCAAUUCCCUUGUUUAUCCUUUCAACCUUCUUAGGAUUUCAAAGUUGGAAAAUCUGGUUUGCUUCAGGAAUUCUGUCCUCAUUUUAGCAUCCUCUUCGGACUAGAACUCUUCAUGGUAUGUUUUAAAGGGGCACUCUUAGAUGUGAUCAACAGUGUCCUGAUAUGAAGGUCACAUGACUGCUCCAGAGUUAUAUACACCCUACACAGAAUGGUAAGGAUAUCUAGGUGAUAAAGUGCACCCUUCCCUUAACUGUACUCUGUCCACUAAUCUAUUUCACCAGGAACUAUUUCUAGGAUUCCAAAGAGCUGUCACUUCAAAAUUAAUAAAACAGAGUGUGAGGUUUAACUUUUCCUCCAACAUUACACUGCUUUGCAAGAAGUACAACCCUUAAUAGCAGAGAAGUCAGAACUUGGAAAUACUGGAUUUUUAACCUAUUACUGUUGGAACUAGGAAACUUUACAGUGGUAAAUGUCAUUUCUACCUGUGUGAGAUUCAUGAUGAAAUACUGGACCAUGAAAAUACAACAUGAUUUGAGGGUAAUUUAUUUUCCUUUUCUGUUACACACUGGACAACAUGUGGCAUAUAAAGAAUGACCAGAGAUAUGGUGUGGCAUAAAGGUUUGACAGUUGUUUGAAAUGACUUGUGAAACUCAUUUGUGACUCUACAGUUUGUAAAUAUUGCAGCUAAACUCGUGUUGAUAUAUAUUUCAUGUCACUUCACUGUGUGGUUUAAAUAAACAUGCAUUUCAUCACUCA
Pelodiscus sinensis (Chinese soft-shelled turtle) is the source of this 2581-nucleotide messenger RNA. Lineage: Eukaryota; Metazoa; Chordata; Testudines; Trionychidae. The record is from RefSeq and is a predicted model, not a curated record.